UGUGAAGUUGGGAGCUCUUCCGGAUUUCCAAAUGCUUUAUUUCACGCGCGAUAUCUGAGUAAGCGAUUAAUUCCUCAUGUUUUCUGUUAGAUCUGGUUGGCGCCCUAGUCAGGCAGUGAAAUUAGAAGCAGGUAAGUGAUUUCCCGUCACGGCCAUCGCCGACUAUGGUGGCAUUUCCCAAGUUAAAGAUACAGCGUUUACCACUUAUACUCAUCGUCACUACGAGGUUUAAGGGCUGGGCAAUUUGCUUCGCGUCUCAUUUAGAGAAGUUCUACCACACUAAGAACACUAACUACAAGUUGAAAACUUCGGCACUUGUGAUUAUUGCUUGUACUUCUGUGACAGCGAAUGAAGGCACUCUUGUGGGGAUAUGGAAAGAGCACCAAACCAGCCAUGAUAUUGAUGCAAAAUGAUAAGAUAUUCAAUUGGCCCCAUUUGUAUACGAGAGUCGGCGUCUUUGUUGCCUAAAGAACGAGAAAGUUCCCUUAAUUUGCUACUUAAGCUCUAUCGCACUUCGUGUCAGGGGGUUUGAGUCGUG
This is a messenger RNA of Colletotrichum acutatum, 538 nucleotides long. RefSeq lists its product as uncharacterized. The transcript has a single exon. Lineage: Eukaryota; Fungi; Ascomycota; Sordariomycetes; Glomerellales; Glomerellaceae. Bases 165 to 413 code for a protein of 82 amino acids. The record is from RefSeq and is a predicted model, not a curated record.